This is a messenger RNA of Gymnogyps californianus (California condor), 2807 nucleotides long. RefSeq names its product lactosylceramide 4-alpha-galactosyltransferase-like. NCBI's taxonomy places the organism in Eukaryota, Metazoa, Chordata, Aves, Accipitriformes, Cathartidae. The coding region runs from base 166 to 1248 and encodes 360 amino acids. Gene Ontology annotation, biological process: protein O-linked glycosylation. The transcript has a single exon. The record is from RefSeq and is a predicted model, not a curated record. Gene Ontology annotation, molecular function: acetylglucosaminyltransferase activity.
UGCGGCCCUGAGGUGAAGGAAGGAGAGUUCUGCUCUGCCGUGGCACUGUCCCAAGGCUCGUGGUCUGCUGCCUUGCCUGUCAGUGUCUUUUUCUUCUUUCCUCCCCUUCAGAUCACAACAAUUGUCUUGGGAGAGCAGGCUCUGACGGGAGCAAGACUGCCCAGGAUGUCCAACUGCCUGCUAAAGCUGACCACAGUGCUGCUCAGCCACAGGCUCAGGGCUCCGUUUAUCAUCGCUGCUUCAUUUGUGUUCUUUGCCUCUGUCAUGUUCUACUGGAGAACUGGGGAGGAUGCUGAGGGCCAGCUCUACAGCUUGCCUACACAAAGCAGGUAUGAAUGGUUUUUGCCUUACCUUCCCCAUCCCACUGCCAGUGGGCCCCCUCCUCCACCAGGGGAUGUGUUUUUUGUGGAGACCUCGGAGCGAACUAACCCAAGUUACCUGUUCACGUGCUCCGUGGAGUCAACGGCCAGGACGCACCCUGGGACAAGGGUUGUGGUGCUCAUGAAAGGCUUGGCAAACGGGAGUGCCUCGUUACCCAGCCACUGGGGCUUCUCGUUGCUGAGCCGCUUUCCCAACGUGGAAUUCCGGCCCCUGGACUUGCCAGAGCUUUUCUCUGGAACACCUCUGGCAAAGUGGUACUUGCAGGCUCAGCAGCGCUGGGAGCCUUAUUUCUUACCCGUCCUGUCUGACGCCUGCAGAAUUGCCAUCAUGUGGAAAUUUGGUGGCAUCUACCUGGACACAGACUUCAUUGUGCUUAAGAACUUAAAGAACCUCACCAAUGCCCUCGGUAGACAGUCUCAGGAUGUACUGAAUGGGGCUUUUCUGUCCUUUAAGCCCAAGCACGAGUUCAUGGAGCUUUGCAUGCAGGACUUUGUGGAGAACUACAACGGCUGGAUCUGGGCGCACCAGGGCCCAGAGCUCCUAACACGUGUCUUCAAGAAGUGGUGCUCCAUCAGUAAUAUCCAGAACGCUAUGAGCUGCAAAGGCAUGAGUGUUCUUUCCCCAGAAGCCUUUUAUCCCAUUCAGUGGCAAGACUGGAAGAAAUUAUUUGAAGCAAUCAGCUCCUCAGAGCUUCACAAGCUCCUUAAGAACACCUACGCGGUGCACGUAUGGAACAAAAUGAGCCACGGGACAAGGCUAGAGAUCACGUCCCAGGCUUUGCUGGCUCAGCUGUAUUCUCACUUCUGCCCUAUCACAUAUGCGAAGAUGAAGAAGGACUCUGAAGAGCAGUCAAGGCCUGCAAUGUGACCUGUGGGCCCUUGGCUGCAGGGAAGUUCCCCAACCUGAAGGAAACAGAGUGCCUUUCACCUUCCACAGAAUUGGUUUCUAGCACACGGAGCAGGUAUUGUGUGUGACAGCUCAGUGAUUUUGUACCAUUUCCAAUAUCUGCCUCAGAUCCUACAUGCUUCAUAUAUACACCAGAACCUGAGUUCAGACUCUCUUGUUGUCCUUCAGUAGCCCUCGAUGCUGCAGGGGAGGGUGGACUUGUUCAUAGGUGCCUAUCAAUUGCUCUUCUAUUGCUGUUCUCUCAAUUGCUCCUCCUGUGUAUCAGGCCUGGAAAGCUUUUCGUGUAGUUUCAACAGCUGUAGGAACCCUUGGCUUGCUCUCUGUAAUGUUUCUAAGUAUGUAAAUAAAUGCCAGCCAGUGCUAUAGGACACGGUUUACUGGAGCUUAGGACCAAAUUCCCCAGGUGGUAAAGAUUCUUACGGCUCGUGAAGUAUAUGGGGAGUAUAUGAAAAUUGCUUUAAGAAACGGAAAACAUUUUAAAUCCCUGCAUGGCUCAGUGUAAAGUUUUUCUUGCGUUCCAAAGCUACUUUAUUUCAAAUGAUCUUUUCUACUGUUUUAAAUUCCAUAGCAAUAGGCUGACUUUUCUGGUCCUCUUCAGGAAAACAAAUAGACAAAAGCAGUUCUUUUACCAGUGUGAGUAAAGAUCCUUCCUUUGUUGAAGAAAUUCUUGUGGGAUGUGCAUAUCUAACCAGUCCUUGUCACUCUCUCAGAGGGUCUCAGCAUCUGCCUGUUUCUGCAUUCAUAUGAGAAGGAAAAGCAUUACCUUCCUUUCAUUGGAGUAUUGAACACAUUGUGGAAGAACAGGGGCAGGCAUGUCCACAUGAGCAGAAGGACCAGUGACCACGUCCAGGAGUAGGACCAGUGUCCCCAGUGACAUCUAUUAUUGUCACUGGGGACCUAGUCAAUGGAUUAUGCAGGGUCAUUCAUCUAACCCUAAUGCAGAUUACACAAGCAGAUAAGUGACUGCAGGCAUCACUGCCUGUAAUGGGAACACAGGUGCCUAUACCACGGACUUCUGAAGUUAGGUGAGAUAAAGCCGACUGUGGCUUCUAGAAAACCUGGGCAAAGUCGAUGCAGUGAUAGACCUGGUGUUGAUCUGAUGGCCAGUCUCACAUCUAAAUGUGUUUCCUGUGUGUCCAGGGCACUGUAAUUGUACGAAUGCAUUUGAAAUUAACCUCUUAUGACAUGAAGAGAGGAGAAAAAAAAAUGUACUGUGGUUCUGCUUGUGCCAAAUUAAAAUUCCUGUCUGGAAGGCUAAGUGUAAGCAAUGUGUGGUUAUUGCUCUUUCAGCUAUGCUCUUUCAGCUAACAAGUAAGAGAAAUAUGUGUAUCAAUUUUCAUAUGGCCUUUUCCUAAAUUCCAUUAUCUGCUGAAAAGUACAGUGUUAUGCAUGAAGGAAGGCUGAUGUAAGUUUGAUCCAGCCUUAAUAUGAGCAGCAGUAUGUUUCAAGGUUUGUCAAACACUAAGCCACGGCACACUAUUGAUUAAACACUCCAUUGCAGACUAAAAGCAAGUGAGUCA